This is a messenger RNA of Sorex fumeus (smoky shrew), 2559 nucleotides long. RefSeq names its product minichromosome maintenance 10 replication initiation factor (gene MCM10). The record is from RefSeq and is a predicted model, not a curated record. Gene Ontology annotation, molecular function: DNA replication origin binding; single-stranded DNA binding. Gene Ontology annotation, biological process: DNA replication initiation; DNA replication. The transcript is spliced from 19 exons. Gene Ontology annotation, cellular component: replication fork protection complex; nucleus. NCBI's taxonomy places the organism in Eukaryota, Metazoa, Chordata, Mammalia, Eulipotyphla, Soricidae.
AUGGACGCUGAGGAGGAGGACCUGUGUCUGCUGACCGCCCUGCUGGAGGAGAACGAGGCGGCCUCGGGCAGGGAUCCCCAUGGUGGCCCGGACACCUUCGAUGAGCUCUUCGAUGCGGAUGGGGAUGGGGAGUCCUAUACGGAGGCAGUGGAGGAUGAGGAGGGAGGAGCCCCUGAAGACCAGAAGGAAAACGUGGCCGCCCUGUUUGGGGACGUGGGCGACUUAACGGACGAAGAGGAAGGUGCCCCUCCGCAGUCAUCAGCAUACAACGCUCCCCAUCCAGGGAAAACCCAUCAGGAGCUGCAAGAUGAACUAAGGAAGUUGCAGGAGCAGAUGAAGGCCUUGCAAGAGCAGCUGCAGAUGGCCACCAUCGCCAAGCCUGCGCAGCCACUUCCACCCGAGUCCCGGGGAGACAGUGCUCCGCGCCCCCCUCUCAAGGAGAAGAGGCUUCGGAGAAUCCAGGAGUCCACCUGCUUUUCUGCCGAGCUUGAUGUCCCGGCUCCGCCCAGAGCUAAGCGAGUGGCUCGGACCCCGAAGGUGGACCCCAAAACUCCCGCCGAGCCCAAAAGCUCGCCUUCAGGGCCCGCGGUGGCACCCACCCGACCACUGCAGAGCACGCCUGGGAACGAGCCCGGCAGAGGGGUGCGGGGCCAGCGGACAGAGGCGCCCAGGAGCCCCGGGGCAGCGGCCGAGCCCGUGUCUGUGGAGGCCUUCUCCGGCCUGCGGCUCAGGCGGCCUCGUGUGUCCUCCACAGAAAUGAACAAGAAGAUGGUCGGCCGGAAGCUGGUCCGCCUGUCUCAGCUGCAGGAGAAGCUGGCCACUGAGAAACUGGACGAAAUCGACUGGGUGACCUUCGGGGUGAUCCUGAAGAAGGUCACCCCGCAGAGCUGCAACAGCGGGAAAACCUUCAGCAUCUGGCGCCUGAACGACCUCCGGGACCUGACGCGGCACGUGUCCCUCUUCCUGUUCGGGGACGUCCACAGGCAGCUCUGGAAGACGGCCGAGGGCAGCGUCGUCGGGCUGCUCAACGCCAACCCCAUGAAGCCCCGGGACGGCUCCGAGGAGGUGUGCCUGAGCAUCGACCAUCCGCAGAAGAUCUUGGUCAUGGGGGAGGCGCUGGACCUGGGCACCUGCCGGGCAAAGAAGAAAAAUGGGGAGCCAUGUACCCAGACGGUCAACCUGAGGGACUGCGAGUACUGCCAGUACCACAUCCAGGCCCAGUACAAGCGGCUGAGCGCCAAGCGCCCGGACCUGCAGUCCAGCUUUUCCGGUGGGCGCAUCCCCAAGAAGUUCGCACGCAGGGGCGCCAGCCUCAAGGAGCGGCUGUGCCAGGACGGCUUCUACUACGGGGGCGUGUCCUCCGCCUCCUACGCAGCCUCCCUGUAAGUGGCAAGCGGAGCCCCCAAAAAGAAGAUCCAGACCACGCUGAGCCACCUGGUGGUGAGGGGCUCGGACCAGGUCCUCCAGGAGACGCAGCGGAAGCUGGGAAUGCCCCAGAAGAGCUUGUCGUGCUCCGAGGAGUUCAAGGAGCUGAUGGACUUGCCCACGUUUGGUGCCCGGAACCUGAAGCAGCAUUUGGCGAAGGCCACGUCAGGGGCCACCGGGCUCCUGAGACCAGCCAUCCAGUCCAUCUCAGCCUCGGCCCUGCUGAAGCAGCAGAAGCAACAGAUGCUGGAGAUGAGGAAAAAGAGGGCGGAAGAGAUUCAGAAACGCUCUCUCCAGAGUGCCAGCCAACUGCGGGACCCCACGGUGCCACCCCCGUCCCCCCCACCCCCGCCGGGAACACCGCACGCGGGGCCGCAGCUGCCUCGGCUGGGGCGAGGCAUCGCGGAAGGAGACGACAUUCUCUUUUACGAUGAGUCACCACCACCCAAACCUCAGCUGGGCGCAUUAGCAGAGGCUAGAAAGUUAGCUGCCAUCACCAAAUUAAGGGCCAAAGGCCAGAUUCUCACAAAAACCAACCCAAACACCAUUAAAAAGAAGCCGAAGGACCCCAGGGCUGUCCUCGAAGUGAAGGGCCGUGUAGAGAAGAGUAUCUCAGGCCCUGCUCCAGCCGAGGAGGACUUGGAGCCCGCCAGGAAGAGGAGGAAAGAGCAACAGGCCUACCUGGAGUCCGAGGAAUUCCAGAAGAUCCUAAAGGCCAGGUCGAGGCACACGGGGAUCGUGAAGGAGGCCGAGGCUGAGCUGCAGGAGCGUUACUUCGAGCCGCUGGUGAAAAAGGAGCAGCUGGAGGAAAAGAUGCGCAGCACGCGUUCCGUCAAGUGCCGCGUGGUGACAUGCCGCACGUGUGCCUACACGCACUUCCAGCCGCGGGAGACCUGCGUCAGCGAACAGCACAAUCUGCGCUGGCACGAGGCCGUGAAGAGCUUCUUCCGGUGCCCCUGCGGGAACAGGACCAUCUCUCUGGACCGGCUCCCCAAGAAGCACUGCAGCAACUGUGGCCUCUUUAAGUGGGAGCGAGACGGCAUGCUGAAGGAAAAGACGGGCCCGAAGAUAGGUGGAGAGACCCUGCUGCCCAGGGGCGAGGAACACGCCAAGUUCCUCAACAGCCUGAAGUAG